AUGGGUCAAUCUUGUUUCUUCAAAGUUGUUCUUGUUUCCUCUCUUUUACUACUAAUCUUCUUCUCCACUGCCAUGGGAAGAAACUUGCGAACUGCAAAGUUUUCAGGAGUUUAUAGAACUGUUGUGUUAUUUCCUUCCAAGGGAGACAAUAUUGUGAGGAAGACUAUGGAGCUAAUGGAUUACGACCCGACGGGGUCAAACACCAAUUGGAGUGGUUUCGUCGCUUCUCCUCCUCCAGAAUCUCCACUUCCAUAA
Molecule: messenger RNA, 255 nt
Organism: Arabis nemorensis
Lineage: Eukaryota; Viridiplantae; Streptophyta; Magnoliopsida; Brassicales; Brassicaceae
Source: the annotation of a GenBank genome assembly